CCGGCCGGCCGGCUCUGCCCUGGCCUGGGACAAGUGCCGAGCCGACCCGCUGCCCCCGGGGCGGGGAGUAGAAAAACGCAGCGAGUGACCCGCGUUAACCAGUAACAGAGUCAGGGGCUAUAAGUGCUUAGUCCUCGCUGAGGCUGCAGCCAGCGCCGGAGCACAGAAACCCACCCAGUGCUUGUGUCUGCCUCCGAAGCAGAAGAAAAGAAGCAACAUUGGACUGGUGGAGAGAUCCUGACUUAAAGAGUUUCAGCCAGUAAGACCACUGGAACAUCUAGGGCAGAGGAAAUGUCAUCAGUUAAGAUUGAGUGUGUUGUCAGUGAGAACUGCAAAAUUGGAGAAUCUCCGGUCUGGGAAGAAAAGGAAAGCUCACUUGUAUAUGUGGAUAUAAGUGGUAAAAAGAUUUGCCGAUGGAAUUCAUUCACCAAGCAAGUGCAAAGUGUUUCUGUGGCUGCUCCUGUUAGCUGCGUAGCCCUUCGGAAAUCUGGGGAUUAUGUUGUUACCCUGGGAGCCAGGUUUGCGGCUUUAAAAUGGAAAGACCAGUCAGUAACCACCAUUGUUCACGUUGACAAGGAUAAACCAAACAACAGAUUCAAUGAUGGGAAAGUGGACCCUGCAGGGAGGUUUUUUGCAGGUACCAUGGCUGAGGAGAUUCGACCUGCUGUGCUAGAGAGACGCCAAGGUGCUCUGUAUACACUCUUCCCUGAUCAUUCUGUAGUGAAGCACUUUGAUCAGGUGGACAUCUCUAAUGGCUUGGAUUGGUCACUGGAUCACAAGACUUUCUUUUACAUUGAUAGCCUGUCCUACUCUGUGGAUGCCUUUGAUUAUGACCUGCAAACAGGAAAAAUUUCCAAUCGCAGGAGUAUGUACAAGCUAGAAAAGGAAGAAAGCAUCCCUGAUGGAAUGUGUAUUGAUACAGAAGGCAAACUCUGGGUAGCCUGUUAUGAUGGAGGGAGAGUGAUCCGUCUAGACCCUGAGACAGGAAAAAGAAUCCAGACUGUGAAGCUACCUGUUGACAAGACAACUUCCUGCUGCUUUGGUGGAAAGGAUUAUUCAGAAAUGUAUGUGACUUCUGCCUGUCAGGGAAUGGAUGAUGAAUCUUUUUCACGGCAACCACAGGCUGGUGGUAUUUUCAAGAUAACUGGACUUGGGGUGAAAGGAGUCCCACCGCAUUCAUUUGCAGGUUAAAUAUUCACUCUUCAGAACAAAGUACAUCUCCAGAAGCAGGAACAGAUUAAGCAAGAAACAUGUUAAAGAAGUAUUUUAGCUGGUAUUCUGCAUCUCCUGCAUUUGAAACCACAGCUCUGUGGGUAGACUUCUAGCAGAAACGGAUAAAUAAGGCAACUUUUGAAAUGCAUCAAAUUUUUUCAAAAUUCUUUGUUUUCUUGGACUCCUGUGUAACUCUAAAAGCAGCAAAGAGUCCUGUGGCACC
Molecule: messenger RNA, 1435 nt
Organism: Gopherus evgoodei (Goodes thornscrub tortoise)
Lineage: Eukaryota; Metazoa; Chordata; Testudines; Testudinidae
Gene: RGN
Product: regucalcin
Exons: 8
Coding region: 292-1191 (299 amino acids)
Biological process (GO): L-ascorbic acid biosynthetic process
Molecular function (GO): enzyme regulator activity; gluconolactonase activity; calcium ion binding
Source: RefSeq, a predicted model, not a curated record